GAGCUGAAACAAAAAACAAAAACUAAUAUUUAUUAGAAAUUAAUUUUAGAAAAGGAAAAAUUAAAAAUGGAAACAAAUACAACAUCCUUGCUGCCAUAUGUGUUGGAUCUGCUCAGUCGAAAGCCAGAUUUAAGCUCAACUCCCGAAGAGCUGUGCGAGCAUAUGAAGGAUGCGGUCAUCGAGGAUGUGAUCAGUCCAUUUGGAUCUUUGCAACGUGCCGUGGAAUUUGCCAUUGAACUGGGCAUGAAUAUUGGACUCCUCUCUCUGACUGAGGAGAAGGUCCUAUUGCCAUUCAAACUAAAGCCAAAAACAUCGAAUAUCAAGAAUAAACCACUGCCGCCGACACAGUGUCGCAGUUUGAUCAAUCGUCUGGCCAAAACGAUGAGGACAAAUCAAGCAGAAACCAGCAAGAACAAAGGACUUGCUUCGGUUAUUGCCAAGUCGAAUGCUAGGAAAGCUACUGAUCGCUUAGGCACCACAAGAGGCCCCCUGGCGGCCAGAGGCAGCAAGAAACGAGGUACAACUAUGAAGACUCGUAGUCGUAAACAAUAAAAUUAUGUUGUUUUAACAAUUUUUGGGCUCAAGUGUUAUUAAACUAGGUCAAAAUGGCGAUGCACA
Molecule: messenger RNA, 618 nt
Organism: Drosophila innubila
Lineage: Eukaryota; Metazoa; Arthropoda; Insecta; Diptera; Drosophilidae
Exons: 3
Coding region: 67-552 (161 amino acids)
Source: RefSeq, a predicted model, not a curated record